Trematosphaeria pertusa is the source of this 372-nucleotide messenger RNA. RefSeq names its product NADH dehydrogenase, alpha subcomplex, subunit 6. The coding region runs from base 1 to 372 and encodes 123 amino acids. The record is from RefSeq and is a predicted model, not a curated record. Gene Ontology annotation, biological process: response to oxidative stress. The transcript has 5 exons. NCBI's taxonomy places the organism in Eukaryota, Fungi, Ascomycota, Dothideomycetes, Pleosporales, Trematosphaeriaceae.
AUGGUCAUCAACCCGACAUACCUCGCUCAGCGCACACGUUCCUCAGCCGGGUGGAACGAUGCGAGGCGGAGGGUCCUCCACAGCUACCGGCACUGGUUGAGAGCUGCCCCGGAAAUCCAGUCCAUGUACACCCUCAGCCUACCGGUGUCCACAAUCCGAACAAAAGUGCGGCAGGAGUUCGAGCGGCAUCGAUACGUGAAUCAGCUAAAGACAGUCGAUGUGCUGCUGUUUCACAGCCAUCAGGAGUUCCAGGAAACCCUCAAUUACUGGAAACAACUCUCCCACGUUCUCAAGUACUUCCGCACAGAAGAGGAUCCGAAGGCCAGGCUGCCGAGCAACUUCAUCAACGGGUUCUUGGAGGGUCGCAACUGA